AUGGACUGUAGCAAUGGACGAAUUUUGUGUUGAAUGCAGCUUUUUAGAAUAAAGACAAUGAGGUUGUUCGUUUUGUCUGUGCUGUGAUAUGAAUAAGUAAAGGAAAUCCCACAAUUAUAUCUUGUUACCUGUCUUGUACAGAAUAAACUAUGGCGACACAGCCAAGUGAUUACACAGAAUUUCCGCCCGAGAUAAUCUUGAAGCCGUUGGCACUUAUUGGCCUGUCCGGACUAGACGCCGUCAAUAAUGCAGUGCACAAGGAAAUAUGGGACGCCUUCGCUAACAACAGGCGGCCAGAUCGCGCGUCAGUUCGUUUCAAACUACUCAACAACACAUUUGAAUUCCCAGUGGUAAAGCCUAAAAGAAACUCAUAUGAAUGGUACAUACCGAAAGGUAUUCUGAAGAAAAACUGGAUUCAGAAACGAGUUUCUUCAAUACCCGCCGUGGUCGUCAUAUUUUACGAUAUGGAAUGGAAUGAUCCACAAUGGAAUGAAAAAAUUAUUGAGUGUGCUUCUAAGGUGCAGUCUAUUCGUGCAGCAGUGGAGGGGCACGCCACCCGCGUCGCGGUAGUCGUGCUACAGAGCGGCCAGUCGCCCCCACCGUCAGAGUACAUGCUCGGAGCGGAGCGGGCGCAAGCUCUCUGUGCUGCUUGUGAAAUACAAUCAAAAUCACUGUUUGUUCUUCCUCAUAGCGAUCAUCUGAUAGGUUACAUAAUUCGUUUAGAAAAUGCUUUUUAUGAUAUAGCUCAGAACUAUUACCACCAUGAAACAAAAAAUAUAAAGCAGCACCGGGACCACUUGAAUAAAACCACACAUCAGUAUUUGUUCGUGCGGCACCAGUUCAAGCUGGGGUACCUCAACGAAUUGAAGCAGGAUCUGAGUACAGCUCACAAGCACUACAUGCAUGCAUACACAAAUUUACUAGAGACCAGAACAGUUGACACCAAUAUGCACGAAGUGAGAACUGUUGCUGGAUACAUUAACUACAAACUUUGCAAGUUAUUGUUUGCUUUAAAUUUGCCGCGAGAUGCAAUAGCACAACUUAAGGCACACAUUGAAAGGUACAAGAGCAGAGUAGGAUCUACGGAAUUGCUAUUUGAACAUUAUGCCUGGAUAGCGCGACAAUACAGUGCCUUUGGAGAGUUGUUUGAUGAAGCAAUAAAAGCCGGGCUUCCAGCAAUACAGUCGCAGCAUCCUGGAUUUUAUUACCAGCAUGCAGCACAGUUUACAGUAAAACGAAGACAGGCAAUGAGAUCAGUGUGCACUGAAGUAUUAGAAUACCCCCCACCUCCUGAUCCAUUAGAGGGCAAUGUUGAAUUCUAUGGACAGAGACCGUGGCGGCCGGGCCGUCUCAGCGCCGACCCUCAUGACCCUCAAAAAGAGCAGGCUGCAGUUCUAGCAUUACAAUAUAAUGAGAGAAUUUUUAAUCACUCUUUAAUGAUUAUUGGUUUUCUGGGCUGUGCUAUUUCACAAUUCAAAACAUUCCAUUCACCUCGAAUGAGGAAACAACUUGUGGUUGAAAUGGCCAAUGAAUAUUUCUACUCUGCUGAUUACGGGAAGGCUCUAACAUUGCUGACACAUAUGCUUUGGGAUUACAGAAAAGAGAAAUGGUGGUUCCUUGCAUCAUAUGUACUUAACAGAGCUUUGCAGUGUGCGUAUUUAUCAGGAAAAAUACAAGAUUACAUACAAUUAUCUGUAGAAGCAUUGUCAAACUACAUACAGGUGCCAAAUAAAGACAAGGACAGAAUAUUUAGAAAUAUAAUGUCAGUACUCAACCUGAAUAUUCCUGCCCCAGAACCAGACCUGCCUGUCUCUUCACAUAACAAAGCACUAGAGGCUUGGCAGUCAUCCAUUGAGAAAGAGCCUUUUACUGUGGCUGUUGAUAUGUCAAAUAUUUCCAGUUUCUUGGAAGUAAAACCAAAAUUCAAACAGCAAAAAUACAGAAUGGAUCAAUUGGUGGAAGUGGAGCUCUAUGUAAGAUUAACUUAUGAGACGGUCUUAGAAUCAGUACAGGCCUAUAUAACGGUGUCAAGUCCUACAGAGACUCUUGAGAUUCCAAUAACGGAAGAUGGAAAUAGUUUAAUUUCUCUAGUAGGCCACAAAGUAAAGAGAUUCCUGUGCCAGUUCAAACCAAAUCCACAAGACAAUGGCUCAGAUUUAAUUAUUAAAAAUGUUUCUUUUGUCCUAGAUUCUGAUAAGAAACGAAAAAUCAUAAUGAAUUUUAAAAUAGGAGAAAACAAAACUACAGACACUGCAAUAAAUCCAGAGCUAUUACAUUUCAUUUUAAGUCCUAAGACAGAUUAUGAAUUUGACUGUAUUGUACCUUUACCUGUAGCAACUAUAACAUCAAGGGAGUGCAAAUUGUCAAUAGAUAUAAACAAUGCUAGUCCAGCACUGCAGGGAGAAUGGUUCCCAACAAACUUUACAAUAACAAAUAAUGAAACUACCUCUUUGUAUGAUGUUAAGAUUGCACUCUCUCUACUAAGCUCCCCUGACAAUCCAAAUCCAGAAUCUGUGACAGAACUGAGUUUAAAAGAAGGACAAUCGCAAGCACAACCAAUUUUAAUAGGAGUAGGAAAUCUUGCUCACUUAACAGCUCAUGCAUCCACUUUUUAUUUAAAAACCAAUAGAACUGUUACUACAACUGUCCAAAUUAGAGUAUCAUAUUAUAUAGACCUCCCAGAGAUAUCAAAGUUAGAAUGUGUAAAGGAUUUUACCACAAAAAUAACUGUUAUAAAGCCUUUUGAAGUAACCACAAAUUUUGUUGCUAUGAAUUUCAAACCCAUUACCAAAUGUUUUGUGACUGAUCCAUUUAUUGUUAUGCCACAAUUAAAAAUUUUAAGUCCAUGGGAUUUGCUAAUAUUGAAUACAGAAUUAGAAGUAGUUGAUUGCUUUAUAAACCUAGAUGAUGAUAAAGCAGCAUCUUGUAUAAAUAAUUUAGCAGUAGCUGAGAAAAAUAUAGCUUCAGAUGCUGUAUGCAUACAAGCAAAAUACAAACCAAAAGACAAUCCAACCCGAGUGGGUUUAUAUAAUAUAACUUGGAAGCGGAGGAGCAACACUGAUGGCCAUUGUGUCAUGAGCAGCACAGCACUGUCCGGUCUCCCUAUAGAUGUAUGUCCAAUAGCAAUCCAAGUCAAUUAUCCAGAAGUGGUAGAACUACAAACUUCAGUGUCUCUAAAAUGUACAUUAAUUGGCCAAUCAAAUACUCCAAUUAGACUAAGUCUCACCAUUGAGGGAACUGAUGCAUAUAUGUUCUCUGGGUAUAAAAAACUCACAGUGACAAUACCUCCUAAAGAUAAAGUGGAGCUGUGUUAUAAUAUUCACCCGCUGGUAGCCGGUAACACCAGCCCGCCCAGGUUAAAAGCCACCGUGAUAGGCGACAGCUCAAUCCAAGAAGUAGUGCAAGAAAUGUUUGAGAAAAUCUUUCCACAGAAUAUAUUUGUUAUGCCUAAGUACAAUAAAUAACUGUAUUAUAUGUUGCUACUGUUUUAUUGCAAAUAAAUGUAAAUAAUUUUGAACAAAAUGUAUAAGUUAUAUCAUGGUU
Messenger RNA from Achroia grisella, 3543 nucleotides. RefSeq names its product trafficking protein particle complex subunit 11 (gene gry). Bases 150 to 3464 code for a protein of 1104 amino acids. The transcript has a single exon. The record is from RefSeq and is a predicted model, not a curated record. NCBI's taxonomy places the organism in Eukaryota, Metazoa, Arthropoda, Insecta, Lepidoptera, Pyralidae. Gene Ontology annotation, cellular component: cytoplasm.